Messenger RNA from Misgurnus anguillicaudatus (oriental weatherfish), 6564 nucleotides. Its product is annotated as insulin receptor substrate 1. Gene Ontology annotation, molecular function: insulin receptor binding; phosphatidylinositol 3-kinase binding. Gene Ontology annotation, biological process: insulin receptor signaling pathway. The record is from RefSeq and is a predicted model, not a curated record. NCBI's taxonomy places the organism in Eukaryota, Metazoa, Chordata, Actinopteri, Cypriniformes, Cobitidae. Gene Ontology annotation, cellular component: cytosol; plasma membrane.
AAACAGGCACGGAGGGGAGGGGGGCAUCAGAGUGUGCGGGGUAGAGCUGUACAGUAAACAAUUCUGGUACGCUUGCAAUGAUAUACACCAGAACUGUAUGCUAUAGUGCAGACGUCGCAUGCCGCAUGUGCACGCCUGUCAGUGGAACCUCAGUGCACACCACAUCCAUACAAGCUGGACCAGGAGGAAAACAAGCUGCGCUUAUUCUGCCUCUCCUCGAGGGAGUGUAAUUGCAUGAUGGGAGAGAAAGGAGCUGCUGCUAUUAUGAACGAAUAUAAAACACACCACUGAUAUUCGGUAGGCAUUGGUGGGAAAAACAAGCAACGCGCGCAGCAAUGGAGAACCAGGCGGCGAUGGAGCCGCAGAGCUACGAGGACGUUCGGAAAAGCGGUUAUCUCCGCAAGCAGAAAUCUAUGCACCGGCGCUUUUUCGUUCUCCGGGCUGCCUCGGAGCAGGGCCCAGCAAGACUUGAAUAUUACGAAAACGAGAAGAAAUUCCGCAGCAAGUCACCGGUCCCAAAGAAAGCGGUUAACCUGGACUCUUGUUUCAACAUCAACAAACGGGCAGAUUCAAAGAACAAGCACAUGAUAGUGCUGUAUACCCGCGGGGAGAGCUUUGCCAUAGCCGCGGACACUGAGGAGGUCCAAAACGAAUGGUACCAGGCCAUGCUGGAUCUACAAUGUAACUGUAAAACUCCUGAUGACUGUGGCAGUGGAGGAGAUGGUGGACUUCCUUCCCCAGGCCCUGCCUUUAAAGAGGUCUGGCAGGUUAAAGUCUGGCCCAAAGGUUUGGGCCAGGCCAGAAAUCUGGUUGGAAUCUACCGACUUUGUUUGACAGACAAAACCGUCAAUUUUGUCAAACUAAACUCUGAUGUUGCUGCUGUGGUCCUCCAACUAAUGAAUGUGCGACGCUGUGGCCACUCAGAGAACUUCUUUUUCAUUGAAGUGGGUCGUUCUGCAAUGACAGGACCUGGAGAAUUCUGGAUGCAAGUUGAGGAUUCAGUGGUGGCACAGAACAUGCAUGAGACCCUACUUGAGGCCAUGAAAGCUCUAAGUGAAGAGUUCCGUCAACGAAGCAAAUCCCAGACUGUUGGCGUUACUUGUGGAGGAGGAACUGCCUCUAACCCUAUUAGUGUACCAUCUAGGCGACACCACCCAAAUCUGCCACCCUCCCAGGUUGGUUUCUCCAGACGUGCUAGAACAGAAACCCCUGGAGUCGCUCAUAGCACCAACACAUCCCCAAUUCCACGGCAUGGAUUCUCAAGAUCACGGACAGCCAGUAUUGGGGCUCGAACAGAAGAUGGAGGGGGCAGAGCAACAGCACUCAGCACAAGCCCAAGUCUCAAUGGGUCAUCAUGCUCAACUACACCUACCCUGCGACCUAAACCCACACGAGCACCCACUCCGGCUAAAAUAACUCUCAGCCUUGCUCGGUACACACCUAACCCUGCACCUUCUCCAGCCCCUAGCCUUUCAUCUAGCUCUGGGCAUGGAUCAGAGUGUGGGUUGGGUGGAGCUGCCUUUGGGACUGUCCCAAUCUGCACCUAUGCUCGAAUUCCCCAAAGAGUGUCCAUGUCAGGAUCUCCCAGUGAUUAUGGUUCUUCUGAUGAAUAUGGCUCCAGCCCUGGUGAACACACACUGCUAGCUGCAGGGCUUUCUGCUGCUCUUGUUGAAGGUGGAGCUAAUUAUAUCCUGAUGGGACACAGAGAAGGUUCUCACAAACGUGCUCAUGGACGCAGAAUUCUUCGUCGGUCUUCUGCUCGUGAGUGUGAGGCUGAGCGCAGGCUGCUCAGCAAGCGUGCUUCCUUACCCCCUGCCUCUGCCCAGGAGCGCUUAGUUCUACGCCGUAGAGAGGAGGAAGAGGAGGAUGAAGUGGAGUAUGCAGUGAUGUCACGCAGUGCAAGUAGAGAAUCUUUCACAUCACGCCGAGGCUCAGGGGGUUCAGCUACAACAUCUUUAGUGCAGGACACUUCAGCAAAUAAAGGUGUUAGCACUAAAGGGGGCCCUGAAGACACAAUUGAAAGUGGCUACAUGUCUAUGUUACCAGGUGUUACGGCUCCUCCUGCUUCAUUGUCGUUAUCAGUUUCUGGUUCAGAAGCAGCAUCAAAGGGUGGCGAUGAAUACAUGGCCAUGACCCCCAACAAUAGUGUUUCACCCCCUCAGCACAUCCAACAGCCAGUCAAUGAGGGAUAUAUGAUGAUGUCUCCAAACAGUAGUUGUUCACCUGAUUUACAUGGCCUUAGUGGAUGCAUUUGGGGGAGCAGAGGGAGCAUGGAGAGUCGGGCAGGCAGUGACUAUAUGAACAUGUCACCUAUAAGUGCCAGAUCAGCUUGCAGUACACCUCCAUCACACCCAGAGCAGCAACCACUGCAGCCAAAGAUGGUCUAUUCUUAUUUUUCUCUGCCACGUUCAUACAAACAUACUGCCCUUUCUACCCAUUUUGAGGAUAAUCUAGACAGGGCUUGUAUUGGUAGAGGUGAAGCUGGAAGAAAGAUUGCACGUAGUGGUUACCAUUGCGAAGGGGACACAUCUGUGGGCUCAGGUGUCGGUGGUCAGCUCUCUCUGUCCUCAUCCUCUUUCUCAUCUAGUUCAGCUAGCAGUGAAAGCCUUGAAGAUAGGUCAUUAUCUCUGUCUGUAGCAAAUAGGUCUGGCACAGGACACAGGGUGGGUGGACUUCACCCCAAGGUCUCUACCCAACAGCAUUACCAGCAGAGAUGUGGACCAGGUGUCCACAAACAGGGUCAUUUACAGCAGAGGAAGGACAAGUCCUCAAGCUUCGUCAUGGAUAUGUCCAAAGCCAACACGCUGCCAAGAGUCAGGGAGACAUUGCAGCCAACUGCAUCCCAGAAUCCUGGAGAGUAUGUAAGCAUUACUUAUCAGGGUGAGCAAGGAGGCCAUAACACUGGGAGGAGUACAGAUAAACCAGGGAACUCCAUGGCACAAGGACAUCGAAGAGCUUUUCACCGACCACAGUCAUGUCAUGGUGCAACUGCCAACCUUCCACGGAGCUUCUCAGCACCCCUUGCCACCUCCAUCUCUUUAUCCUCGGAAUAUGUGAACAUGGACAUAGGUAACUCACAUUCUUCACACACUCCCUUGUCCUCUUUCAAACCUGCCCCCAAAGUCAGAGAGGAGCUCACAAGAGCUCCUCAGAUGGAGCAAAAAGUGGAAAUAGGACUCAGGAAGAGCAGCGCUACCACAUCUGUAGAUGUUGCUGCUGUUUCUUUUACAGACUAUACUGAGAUGAAAUUUGGAUUAGGGGCAGAUACAACAUUAAAGUCCCCAAAACCUGGUCAAACACCUCAACCAACCUCCAUGGAACAGGAACAUAACAUGAAUUUCUCUUCACCCAAAGCUUUUUCAAACGUGGAUCAGGGUGCUCGAGUAGUCAGGGCAGAAUCAUCAGCAAGAAGGCGGCACCGCUCAGAAACAUUUAUGGUGCCUCCAACUCAUCCCCUGUCUCCCUCUGCUUCCCCUUGUCCUUUUCCUGAAACAUCCCAUGGUGCUCCACCACGACAGCAAGGAUUAGAGAGUAACCUCUGGGCCACUGGUCAGCCAACUUCCCCACAGUGUGCCAGCCCUGGAGCAGCAGCUCUACCCACUGCCCAGAGUUCACCCUUAUGCUUGGAGCAAGGCCUAAACUACAUUGAUUUGGACUUAGUCAGUAGGGAGAACUCUCAAACCAGUGGAGAUGGACCCUCUGGCCCUCACUCAUUUUUCUCUCCUGUAGUAGGAGGAGGGUUGACUGGGGGAUUGGGUGGGGCAGGAGGAAACACCACCUCCGGCAUCAACACAUAUGCCAGCAUUGAUUUCAUCAAGUCAGAAGAAAUGAGAGUCCAUCAGAACAGCAGGAAGGAUAGUAAAGAUUGUUAACGUGUUCCUGUAUUCAAAGAUAUGAUGGAGAACCAGUCAGCACCUGUCCUUUCUGCGUGAGUGUUUGUGUGCACCUGAUGUGAACUGAAAAAUUGUGCGAUUGCCCAAAUCCCUCAGCAGAGACAUAACUGCCCUUGCCUCAUAAUAACACAUAGUCUCAUUUGUUUUCAUUGGUCCAAUCGAAAUAACAUGUAACGUGUGCCAAAAGACUAUUGGUCAUUUCCGCUAGAGAACACCGAGACAGACGCGUCCUUCAGCCAGACACGAAGGGCCACUGCAACUCUGACUGCCAACCUGGAGCCAAUGAUAUUCAUUUUUCAUCCACCACAAUCUUUAAAGUAUUGUAAGACAGAUGUUAAAUAGUAUAAUAAUGAAUAAAACUAUAUUUAGCAGACAUCAAUAUUAUUUUACAAAAUCUAUCUAUCUACAUGAAUAUGUUUUUAACAAAGUGCCUCAUUUUUGAUUGUAGCCAUUUUUACACAGGUCUUAAUGUGCUCAGUAGACGAAAAAUGCUUCAUAUUCUUUGUUUUGCUUUGCUCAUUCUUUUGUGUUCCCGUGUGUUGUGUAUCCCGAACAAGUUGAGAGGCAAGUGUUAAAGAAAGCGAGAAUAAGAGAUGAUAAGGAUAAAGAGCUUUAAUUUGGUAUAGUUUGCUUAAUCACAUUGCCUUACUGUGUUAUAGUUAUUGUGUGUGUGUGUGUGUGCGCGUGCGUGCGUGCAUGUGUGUGCACGUUUCAGCCGUGGUGUGCCUCAUUUCAUUAAAAGAUAGCUGGACAUAAACGCAUUCAAAAACUCAAAACUAAAUGCAUACAUUGUUAUCUGAUUAAACACUAUUGGUAAAUACACAUAUUCAUUGCAUAUACAGAUACACACAUAUUUAUAUAAAAAUACAUUCGCUGUUAAUCUGAGCAUGGUGGCAUCAGAUGGCUGGAGCACAAAAUCUGUCAAAAUUCUGAUCGCUCUGUUCAAUUGAAUUAAAAUUCAGUGUCAGUGUGUGUAAGAGAGAGAGAGAGAGAGAGAAAAUACUAUAAGAAUUGUCUUUAUAUAGCCAGGGUAGUAAAACAUUUUAUUGUAGCAUAAUGCGAUCUCCACUAUACUUCAGUCUCGCGCAAACACACACACACACACACACACACACACACAUUAAAAUUUUAAAUGUGCCUAACAUCAAAUGCAAUUAUAGUUUGGAUAUCAGCAGACUGACCUACAGUCUACUCUAUAAAUUAAACACAAACACACACCUCGCCAGAUAGCUGAUAUCUGUCAUCAGAUUUCUCUCUGCAUGACCUGUUGAUGUUAUUACACCUCUGCUGGGUUAUAUGCAAAGAUACUCACAUAGUCAACUCGACCCGUAAUAAUGAAUGUGCUUUUAGCGUCCGCUUCUUUCAUGUUAACAUUCAUAUUUGUCUGUUUAAAGGUAAGAGUAACAAGGGAACAGGGUCUUUAAAUGCCGUCUGGACAGUGGUGCCUCUUUUGAAACAUUGCUAAAAGCAUAGCACCGGUCGUAUUAAUAAUUUAAAAAUAUAUAUUUUCAAGCACUUGUUUUGACUAUUAUUAACUUUGAUGGCUUCUGCAGUUUUUUAUUAAUCCAGUUGUUUAACUUAUAUUGUGUAAAAAGAUCCUGUUUUAGUGCCAAAAUCAUAAAUCACACACUAUCCUCACUCAUGCACUGAACAACAUGAGUGAUCUCAUAAAGCAAAACAUUUCUGCUUUUUUAAUAACAGAUUUUUAGUGACAGAUAUUUUUCUCUUUUGCCUGCACAAUCUGCGUAUUUUCUAUCACGUAUAUGCUAAUGUAAAGUCAUAUUUCACAUAGUGAAACAGCUGCCUUCAGUUAAAAGGAAUCUACAUUAUGAAGCCUUAUAGUGCUUAUAUGAAUGCCUUUUCUAUCAUGUAAAAAUAAGAGCCUCUUCUAUGUUAUGCAUAUUAUAUACAUGCUACUUAAUAUGUAAUACAGGUGACAUGCAGUUGUUUUUUGCAUUUAUUACAGGUGAAAUUUGCUUACACGGUGUUAAUAGUUAUUAUUCACAUAACUUUGGCUAUACAAUGAUUAUCAUUGAUUAGAUUACAUGCACACAUCUCACUCAAACAAAUACAAAUAUCCACAUUACCUCAUAGUCUAUAUUUAGGAUUAAACUAGCAGAAGAGCAGCAGAUGGUGAUUAUGAUGGCGUACUGUAGGGUGGGCUUAAAUGUUGCCCCUUAAGAGUUUUACCUCUUUGUUUGUUUUUCCUCUGUAAUCGGACAUGGGCCUUUUUCAAUCCACCUCAUUAUAUAAACAACAAAGAAUGCGUCUUAAACAUGAAAUGGUUUUUCAUGAGUGUGUGUGCGUAUGAAUGUGUAUCCAUCAGUCCAACUUAUUCUGCUUCUUCCAUAUCUUUACUGUAUUUUAAUUGCCUUAUUGUCUAUAUUAGCUCUUUUUAAUACCCGGCAGCUGUAAAAUAUGCUUUUUAUUCUAGACAAGUGUGAAUUGUGUUUGAAGAUUCUGCAUUCAAAAACAGUGAGAUUUUUCUUUUCCAGAUUGAUGAUUUUAUAGUCUGAUGCAGAAAAUUGUAUAUGUACCCAGACUUUUUUCAGAAAACAUUAACAUGGUACUUAAGUGAUAUAGAAAUACAGCCAAGGUCAUAUGUAUACUGUAACUAAGGACUAUGUAGCCUAUAUAUAGUCCAAAAGAAUAAAGAAAAAUACAAAAUAAA